GCUUCGCGCUACUGUUUCCUGGCCGUCUAAACACGUGAAGGUCAACACAGCGCUGGCACACACUGGACAUCGGUCAGAUAUCACCAUUAAGUGAUUUUGGGUAGUGUUUGAUCUUCAUCUCCCUAAUGGAUAGUAAAGGAGUCACGGCAGACCCUCAAAUGCAGCAGUUCAUCGAGAUCGAGUCUCAAAAGCAGAGGUUCCAACAGCUGGUUCAUCAAAUGACUGAAGUGUGCUGGGAGAAGUGCAUGGAUAAACCUGGCCCAAAGCUUGACUCCAGGACAGAGGUUUGUUUUGUAAACUGCGUGGAACGAUUCAUCGACACAAGCCAGUUCAUCCUCAACAGGUUAGAGCAAACCCAGAAGACUAGAACAUCCUUCUCAGAGACCAUGACAGACUACUAGAGCCGUAGUCAGUGUCUGGAUGACAAGGCCACAUCAGUCAGCCAUUAAUUCAGGCUGUGGCAUGUCAGCAUAUAAACUUUGAGGCCAUACUUUCUAUAUUUAAAGGAUGCAAAAACAGUCUACAGCCAGUCUCUACUCAGUACCAUCAGUAUAGACCUUUGCCAGUGAUAAGACUUUUGGAUGAAAUCUAGCACACGUCCUG
This is a messenger RNA of Xyrauchen texanus (razorback sucker), 603 nucleotides long. Its product is annotated as mitochondrial import inner membrane translocase subunit Tim8 A. The record is from RefSeq and is a predicted model, not a curated record. NCBI's taxonomy places the organism in Eukaryota, Metazoa, Chordata, Actinopteri, Cypriniformes, Catostomidae. The coding region runs from base 126 to 401 and encodes 91 amino acids. The transcript is spliced from 3 exons.